GCAAUCUCCCUGGGGUGGCUCCACUUUGCAUUUGCACUCGACUACUUUGCUGCCUCCUCUGCAGCUGCCGGACCUGCUUCUGCUGCUGCUCAGGGAGAGCAUCUGGGGAUUACCUUGCAGACCACUGAGAAGAUGAGCUCAAGCUACUGGAGUGAGAUGAGCAGCAGCAGCUGUGGGACUCAGCAGUCCCCAGAGGUGCUGCCAUGCCAGCCCCAGCAUUACCACUGCUACCGUCAGUCAAGCCAAGCCCAGCAGCCUCCAGAAAAAAAUGUAGUGUACGAGCGAGUGAGGACUUACAGUGGGCCCAUGAACAAGGUGGUUCAGGCUUUGGACCCUGUCGGCUCAGGAGAAGUGCUCUCCCCUCUCAAAACUUCCUCCUCCUACCAAAGCUUGGUUUGGAGCGACCAUUCCCAGGAACUUCAUUCUCCAACUCUGAAAAUAUCUACUUGUGUCCCAGGCACUCUACGUAUAACCCCAAAUACUGAACAGGAACUCCAUUCUCCAACAGUCAAAGUUACUACAUAUCCUCAAACUACUAUAAGACGAUAUAUAGUGCAAAAUCCUGAACAGGAACCUCUGUCGCCAUUCCUAAGAGGAGGCCAUUUCUUUCCAGGAAAUAAUGUUAUUUAUGAAAAAACCAUAAGAAAAGUAGAGAAGCUAAAUAUGGAUCAGGAAUGCUAUCCUCAGGUUCAGUGCCAUCAUCACAUUGUUCAACAGCCCCAGAUCAUCCACUCUCCACACUGUGAACAAUCCCAUUCUAGUCAGAAAAUCCAAACCAUCACAGGAAGUGAUUCAGUUUCUACAAACACUGGCAUUGAACUGUGCCAUGGUGGCUCAAACCAUACACAUGAGCAGGUGAUAAUUCAGGAAGACAGCCCUGAAAAAUUGGAUCCCAAAUAUUUUGGAGAAUUGCUUGCUGAUCUAAGCCGCAAAAAUAUGGAUCUAUAUCACUGUUUAUUAGAACAUUUGCAGAGAAUUGGAGGAAGCAAACAGGACUUUGAGUCUAUAGAUGAGUCAGAAGACAUUGAAUCAUUGAUUCCAAAAGGAUUGUCAGAAUUUACAAAACAGCAAAUUCGCUAUAUUCUGCAGAUGAGGAAUAUGUCUGAUAAAUCUCUCCGACUAGUGCUCUCCACAUUCAGCAACAUACGGGAAGAGCUUGGACAUCUUCAGAAUGACUUGACAUCACUGGAAAAUGAUAAGAUAAGACUUGAGAAAGACUUGGCAUUCAAAGAAACUCAAAUUAAAGAGUAUGAAGAACUCUUGGCAUCAGUGAGAGCUGAUAAUCGCCAACAGCAGCAAGGACGUCAAGACUCAACCUCAAAAUGCCAAGCAUUGGAAGAAGACAAUCUCUCUCUUCGGCAUACGCUAUCAGACUUAGAAUAUAGACUAAAAGAACUGGAAUACUGUAAGCGUAAUUUAGAGCAAGAGAAUAAAAAUCUUAGAAUGCAGGUUUCUGAGACUUGCACAGGUCCGAUGCUGCAGGCUAAAAUGGAUGAGAUUGGCAACCAUUACACGGAGAUGGUAAAAAACUUAAGAAUGGAGAAAGAUAGAGAGAUCUGCAAACUAAGGACUCAAUUAAAUCAGUACCAAAAAGAUGUUUCAAGAAGAGAAGGAAGCUGCAGUGACUUCCAAUUCAAGAUUCAUGAACUGACAAGUUUGCUGGAAGAGAAGGAUUCCCUUAUAAAGCGUCAGUCAGAGGAACUCUCGAAGUUGAGACAAGAAAUAUAUUCAUCUCAUAACCAACCCUCCAGCAGUGGAAGGACAACUAUUACAACUAGAAAGUACAGGACACAGUAUCCAAUCCUAGGCCUCUUGUAUGAUGACUAUGAAUAUAUACCACCAGGUAGUGAUACACAAACUAUUGUUAUUGAGAAAACAGAAGACAAAUGGACUUGUCCAUGAAUGAAUCCCCAGCUCAAAGGAAUUUUUUGUGUCUUCAUUAGUACUUUAUUUUUUCAUAACUAAAGCCAAUCAAUAUUUUAAACCAUGCUACAACCCUGCAAGUCUAAUGGAAUUAAUUAUACAGAUGACAGUUUCUCCAGCCAUUUAUAAGGCCUGAAUCCUAUCACAUUCUUUUAUUCAAUAUAGCAACAUACUAAUUUUUAAAACUCAAUUACAAACUGUAGGACUUAAUCCACUCUUUUUCAAUAGGGUGCUUCCUAGACAGAGUUAAUUUUGUUGGGGUAGACAUUUUACAAGUUAUCUCACUAGAAGUUUUCCUAUGAUAUAGAGACUUCCCUGGUGGUUCAGACGGUAAAGCGUCUGUCUACAAUGCAGGAGACCUGGGUUCAAUCCCUGGGUUGGGAAGAUCUCCUGGAGAAGGAAAUGGCAACCCACUCCAGUAUUCUUGC
Messenger RNA from Cervus elaphus (red deer), 2351 nucleotides. RefSeq names its product POF1B actin binding protein (gene POF1B). Gene Ontology annotation, molecular function: actin filament binding. The record is from RefSeq and is a predicted model, not a curated record. Bases 133 to 1902 code for a protein of 589 amino acids. Gene Ontology annotation, biological process: epithelial cell morphogenesis; bicellular tight junction assembly; actin filament organization. The transcript has 17 exons. Gene Ontology annotation, cellular component: bicellular tight junction; adherens junction; actin filament. Lineage: Eukaryota; Metazoa; Chordata; Mammalia; Artiodactyla; Cervidae.